AUGCAAAAUGGCCCCUUGUUGUUCUGUUUGACGAUCGUUUGUUAUUUCAAGGGACCAAGAAGAUCCUUAAACAAUCAUUAUAGGAACAGCUUGGCAGAACAUCUCUCCAUCACGACACAACAACUCUUGCCUCUUCAAGAUGACAACAAGAAACUUAAAAGAAACAUUAAAAUGAUGCAAGAUGACAACAAGAAACUUAAAGGAAACAUGAAAAUGGUGCAAGAUGACAACAAGAAACUUAAAGGAAAUGUUAAGAUGCUGCAAGAUGAGAACAAGAGACUUCAGGARCAAAUGUUGGAACUUAAAGACRAUCAAUCAAGUUGCAGUUACCUCUGGAAAGUCAACGAUUUCAGCCAACAGCUACAUCUUGCAAAGCAGCAAAACCGUGACAUCAUACUGUACAGUGAACMGUUCUACACUCACAAGUAUGGGURCAAACUGAAACUGAUGUUAUAUCCUAAUGGAGUUGGUGCUGGCAAGGGUACCCAUKUAUCAGUAUUCAUGRUUAUCAUGCGAGGUGAAUACGAUGCAAUAUUGACCUGGCCAUUUAAUUGGAAAUACAAGUUUACCCUGCUUGACCAGAGACCAGACCAUGUCAACCGGAAAAAUAUCGAUAGUAGUUUCGUUGAUCCUGAUGCUGUAAGUGAUGCUACGAGCUUCCAAAGACCAACAACAARUAUGAAUGCAGGGUAUGGAUAUCCUUGUUUUGUUUCUCAUGAUACUUUAAARACGRAGAACUACGUUCARGGUGGAGUCCUUUUCAUCGAAGYUCAGCUAGAAAGUCCUUCUCCACAAAGAUGAGAUAAUUUCAAGGACAAAUGGCCAUUUAAUUGCAAAUUCAAGUUUACCCUGCUUGACCAGAAAACACACCACACUACCAGGAAAACAAUUACUAAAGGAUUCGCGACGCCCGAUAUCAAUUUGCCUAAUUUUCAAAGACCAACAACAGGUGAUGAUCAGGGAAUGGGAUAUGACAAAUUUGUAUCUCAUGGAACAUUAGAUACUGAGAGCUAUGUUGUUGAUGGCGCACUUUUCAUCAAGUUUGAGUUGGAGAAUCCUUCGCCACAAAACUAAUAUAAGAUGAUUUCAAGCCGGACCAAGCGCCGAUCUUAACAAUUACAUGUACACAGGAAGACCAAACUAAGACCGAAAUAAGUUUGUCAGUAUUGCUGAAACUAGAA
Molecule: messenger RNA, 1181 nt
Organism: Exaiptasia diaphana
Lineage: Eukaryota; Metazoa; Cnidaria; Anthozoa; Actiniaria; Aiptasiidae
Product: TNF receptor-associated factor 1-like
Exons: 2
Coding region: 1-801 (266 amino acids)
Biological process (GO): regulation of canonical NF-kappaB signal transduction; positive regulation of JNK cascade
Cellular component (GO): plasma membrane signaling receptor complex
Molecular function (GO): protein binding
Source: RefSeq, a predicted model, not a curated record